CGACAGAUGUAGACUUCGAGUUAAGGCAGGUCACCAGAGCAGGCUACUUCACAAUCAUUGGUUGUAAGGGCGUCAUCAUGUCUACAGCCGCCAUCAUGAGCAUCACCACCCCCGUACAGAACCUCACGUCCUCAACCGUCAACCUGACAUGCCCGGGCAUUGACGCAAAUGACAACGGCCUGGGCCAGGACUACCCCCUGACCAACUACGACACAAUCCCCGCUGAUAUGUGGGCAUUUGGCAUCCGCGCCGGCAACGAGACGGUCACGAAGGCCAUGAUCGAGUGCUGCUACCCCGGACUGCCGCAGCUCGCGGACCUGUGCACCAUGUGGUGCGAGAUCCCACAGAGCAUGACCAGCGCCACUGACGCGGACUACACCGAUGCGGAUGUAGAGCGGCUCCUGGGCAGCAUGGUGCGCUGUCUAAAGGAUAAGGAUGUCAGGCUUCCUUUCAGUACAGUUCGCGGGCCUGUCAAGUCUGCUACACCAUCUGCGGCAGGAAGAUCAACAUUGAAAGAGAAUGGGUUCGGAGCAAUCGUGGUGGCUUUCGGGCUGUGGAGUCUCAUUGUGUCGGAAGUGGUAUUGGGGCAUUAGUGAUGAUCCGAGCUGGCGUGCCAGGAGAAGAAAUCAAGAUUCGCUGGCAUUUCUUCAUGUGUAGUCCCCCACUCAACCAAGUCCAUUUCCCUUCGAAGCGCAUUCUUAUACACGGGCCG
Messenger RNA from Microdochium trichocladiopsis, 712 nucleotides. RefSeq lists its product as uncharacterized. NCBI's taxonomy places the organism in Eukaryota, Fungi, Ascomycota, Sordariomycetes, Xylariales, Microdochiaceae. The record is from RefSeq and is a predicted model, not a curated record. The transcript is spliced from 2 exons. The coding region runs from base 78 to 593 and encodes 171 amino acids.